UGCCUUCAUGCCCUUUGGAAAUAAACGUACACUCAUUUUCCCUUCUUUCCCAAACAAACCCUUAAUUUCAUCUAAUAGUUUGCAAGAGAAACAGAGAAUAUGAAAUUUGUAACAGCUAUUCUUGUUAUCCUAUUGGCUGCUCCGUCGGUGUUUGCCUUGGAAUACCCCGUUGUUUGGAAUUUAGGCAACGACUACUCCUCUUGGGCUGAUAGACCGCUUACUGCUAAUGAUACACUUUUAUUCACCUACAGUAACGCCCACAAUCUGCUUGUUGUAAAUAGAGGCGACUACGAUAAUUGUGCUCCCAGCAACCCCAUUACUUCACACACCGAUGGAAGAACUGUCAUUCCUCUAACACCUGGCCCAAUGUACUUUAUUUGUGGCAUUGGAAACCAUUGUACACAAGGCAUGAGGUUGCAAGUCAAUGUCAGCACUUCGGCUUCUGGUGGCACUACACCAUCCAGCACCGCUGGAACUCCUCCAUCAUCUUCAACUCCAGCUGGUAGCAAUGGAGCACCAGGGCUUUCAAUGGCCACUCAUGUCAUGUUUGGUUUGCCGCUUGCUUUGGGAACUUUGUUGGCUUUCAUGGCCUAGGAAAGAGGCAGUGCAAAUUAUCCAUCAAGUAAAAACAGGAUAUUUUAAAGAUUGUGUGAAUUACUCGGUUUGUUCAAAUAGUUGUUUUCUCUUAACUUUUAAGGACUUUGUUGUCGAUUCCAAGAGAUGUAGAUUGUAUUUAAGUAGUGAUUGGAUAUCUUGUCUGGGUUUGCAAUU
Messenger RNA from Beta vulgaris subsp. vulgaris (sugar beet), 771 nucleotides. RefSeq names its product mavicyanin. Bases 100 to 594 code for a protein of 164 amino acids. Gene Ontology annotation, molecular function: electron transfer activity. The transcript is spliced from 2 exons. The record is from RefSeq and is a predicted model, not a curated record. NCBI's taxonomy places the organism in Eukaryota, Viridiplantae, Streptophyta, Magnoliopsida, Caryophyllales, Amaranthaceae. Gene Ontology annotation, cellular component: plasma membrane.